Messenger RNA from Brassica rapa (field mustard), 1662 nucleotides. RefSeq names its product putative receptor-like protein kinase At1g72540. Lineage: Eukaryota; Viridiplantae; Streptophyta; Magnoliopsida; Brassicales; Brassicaceae. The record is from RefSeq and is a predicted model, not a curated record. Gene Ontology annotation, biological process: protein phosphorylation. Gene Ontology annotation, molecular function: protein kinase activity; ATP binding.
UUAGAGAGACAAAAUCUUCUGAAAGAAACACAAAAAAGGAUAAAAAUUCUUUCAGAUGAAAGCAAUGAGAUUCUCUUGGAAGAACAUAUGUCUUCCUAUAAGCUGCAUGAACGAUACAAAUCUCAAGAAGACUACAACAAACCCAUCUAAGGAAAAACUUCUUCUGCUCACCAGACAAACCUCUGUCCCAAGCAGAGUAUACCUGUCUGAUUUCAGCAACUCAACCAUCUCACUCAACGACUUCUCAAACUCUUUCCUCACAGACAUUCACAUCUUCACCUUAGAAGAGCUCAAAACGAUCACACAAGGCUUCUCAAAGCAUAACUACCUCGGUGAAGGAGGAUUCGGAGAAGUCUACAAAGGGUUUGUUGAUGAUAGCCUCAAGACUGGUUUGAAAGCUCAGCCUGUUGCUGUCAAGGCUUUGAAACAAGACGGUGGACAAGGCCAUAGAGAGUGGCUGGCUGAAGUUAUAAUACUUGGUCAGUUGAAGCAUCCACAUCUUGUGAACUUGAUCGGAUACUGCUGUGAGGAUGAUCACAGGCUACUAGUUUAUGAAUACAUGGAACGAGGCAAUCUUGAAGACCAUCUGUUUCAAAAGUAUGGUGGAGCCUUGCCUUGGUUAACAAGAGUAAAGAUUCUGCUGGGUGCUGCGAAGGGACUUGACUUCCUUCACAAAGGAAAGAAACCUGUUAUUUACAGAGAUUUCAAGCCUUCCAACAUCCUCUUGAGCUCGGAUUACAGCUCUAAGCUUUCAGAUUUUGGCUUAGCCACAGAUGGAUCAGAGGCAGAAGACUCAAACUUCACCAAAAAUGUAAUGGGCACAGAAGGCUAUGCCGCUCCGGAAUACAUCUCAACAGGCAACUUGACAACCAUGAGCGAUGUGUUCAGUUUCGGUGUGGUGCUUCUAGAGAUGCUAACAGCUAGAAAGGCAGUGGAGAAGUACCGGUCAUCACAGAGAGGGAGGAACCUAGUGGAAUGGGCAAGACCUAUGUUAAAAGAUCCCAACAAGCUUGAACGAAUCAUAGACCCUAGCUUGGAAGGGAGAUACUCGCUAGAAGGCAUCAGAAAAGCCGCUUCUCUGGCUUACCAGUGCCUGAGCCACAACCCUAAGUCACGACCCACUAUGGCCACCGUGGUCAAGACCCUGGGGCCCAUUCUAGACCUCAAAGACAUCCAAAACGGGCCGUUUGUGUAUAUUGUCCCAGUAGCAGGUGCAAAUGACAUCACAUGUAAGGAUGAUGAUGCCAAAGUCACAAAGGAGGAAACAGAGAAGGAGGCAAAAGUCUGUCCAAGACACCGAGCAGGUCGGAGGAGGAGACGUAAACACAGGGCAAUGAAGUCUAGAGCCGUCUAUUCAGACACUACUCUGUACAAGAGUCUAGGAACUAGUUUAUACACACAAGCUGAGUAACUAGACACACACAAAAAAUAUUUAUUUAAUUUUUAUACAGGUAUAGAAACUAUAGUAUAUAUAUACAGGAGAAUACAAAAAAUAAAGGUUGUGUUAGAUAAGUGAAAAUACUAUAGGAAGCUUAAAAAGUGAGCUACAUAGAUAUUUUCAGCAGUCAAUUUUUUUGAUUUUUGUAAAUUAGAGAUGUGUAAGUCUGAAUUGUAUGCAAUGUUCAAAAGGGACAGUACUACUUUGGAAUUUUAUUUUCACCA